GUACGCAAGAAAAUACUGAAGCAUUGAUUAGCAACGGGCGCGGCUAGCCUAAAUAUUUGUACAAUACUUUGAUUCGGGUGAAUUCCGCUAGAAUAAUUCGUAACCCUUUGUACCUUGCGAAAACGUUAAUUGCAGCGGGUAGUGAUUCUUAGCAACCCUUAUUGAAAGGUUAAACACAAUAUUCUUAUCAAAAAAUGCGGUUACUCAUCCAUGGUUACAGCAGAAGACCCUUACCCCAAGUCUGGGGGUUGCUAAGGCGACAUGAUUCGUGGGUAUAAGAGCGAUAACACGAGAGGACAGAUAACACAUUAGGGUUAAGCAGUUGUGGUAGGCUGGUUAACAGCACAUAGUUUUUGUUAAUUAUGUGAAACUCAUUUUAAAAAAAAAAAACUUUAAUUUUAAAAUGAUUUUCUUUCAGAUUGCAAAGGUACUGUGAGGUAUCGCGUAAAAUCAAUAAAAGAUUCAAGCAUGUUUCUUAAACUAUUUCUGGUCGGAUUUUGCCUGCUCAGUUACUCCACUGAUGUGUACGGGCAGGCAAUAAGUUGCUACUCGUGUUUGGCGAGCACGUUCAACGCUGCGUCAAGUACAAGCACAAACAACUGCUUCAAUUCCGUGGCAAAUGGUUUUACAAGUUUGCCAUGCACAUUGGGAUUCUACUGCCGAUCGCAAUUUAAUAUCACUGAUGGUGUUGUCACAUCAAUUGAAAGAAGAUGCACGGACCCUGCAAAUGACCACGACGCUUUUACAACCAGUGUACCACCGGCAACCCAAUGCACGGCAUUCCUGGCCAAUAAUGGUACCAACCCAGUAGAUACAACAACCUGCUACCAUUCAUGCAACUCAAACAACUGCAACACAAUCAGCACAAGCGGCUUACAAACUUGCAUGGUGAAUUGCACAAACGGAGGUGUUUGCGAUUACUUUUCUAGGUCCUGCGUCUGUCGACCCGGCUUCUCAGGAACCGACUGCUCAACAUCAACAACUCCAACAUAUAUAAGCUGCAUCCAGUGUAACGGACUGACAGAUACAGGUUGUGAAAGUGCCACUUCCGCUACCCAAUAUUUUUGCUUUACAGCAACAACUCCAACAUAUAUAAGCUGCAUCCAGUGUAACGGACUGACAGAUACAGGUUGUGAAAGUGCCACUUCCGCUACCCAGUGCCCACUGUCAACAGCUGCCGGGCAGAAAUACUGUUAUACAAGCAAGAUCGAAACAUAUGACAGGGUCGGCGCACGCAAGGGAACUGUAGUUGUAAGGGGUUGUACCAGAACACCUCAAAGGCAGGACGAAUGCACGUUUACUUCUCCCUUUGAUCCGCAGCUUCGUAGCGCGGGUUUCACGGAACGAACUUGUACCAACACAUGCGAAGGGAGCAAUUGUAACACUGUGAUACCGGAUGGGAAACACACAGCAGCAAGAAACAUUUACUGUGUUCAGUGCGAGGAUGUGAAUUUGAACAGUGCAAGCCCUGCUUCAGCAUGCGCCACCAACGUUGCAAGAACACAGUGUCCCACUGGCAGCACCCACUGUAUUUCAACAGUAGAAUAUUACAUAUCGGACAGAGUUGAUCGAAGCUACACUUACGGUGUCCAAGGUACUAGUCCAGGUUACGAACUGAGAAGUGUUGUAAGAGGCUGCGCGUCCACACCUGUAACUGCUGCCUGUACAUCGGAAUCUGUGGGACUCCUAAACGCUAAGAAAGUGACUUGUACCGAAACUUGUCAGACGGACGGUUGCAACACUGGCUGGCCUGCUCGUCCCAUAUGCACACAAUGUUCGUCCGAUUUUGCACAGACAUAAAAGACGGUUACGAUAGCUGUCUUAACAACCCACCGGAACCCACAAGCUGCCAAUUCCCAUACCAAGGCAUGUGUGUCUCUAUUGACCGUCAGAGAUCCGUUUUAAGAGGCCACACUCGUCACAUGACAAGAAGCUGUAGCGAUGUCACUGUUGGUAAUGUGUGUACACCGAGCGUAGUUGGAGGGGCAACUCUUCUAAACUGCAACUACACUUGCACCACUGACGGCUGCAACCAAGGUUUCAAUGGUUCCAAUAGGCCGAUCCAAGGAAUGCUUGUUAUCGUCAUGCCUUUCCUACUGAAUGCUCUAGUUCAAUUCAUUCUAGUAUAAUACGUUUGUAAGCAUGCGUUCUGUAUUGAUAAUAGUUUUGUUAUUUUACCGACAGUAGCGUAUGCAUUUUUUUGUAUGUAGACACGUAGAAAUGUUAUAAAGGUUUGGUAUCGGUUGCUGUCUUAACGCUGCGUGCCUGUGAGUAACCAUGUUAUACAUGUUACGAAUGGUGCGCGGCGCAAUCUGAUACUAAUUAAUAAAACAAUUUCGAGCAUUGGUUUAAAAA
Molecule: messenger RNA, 2355 nt
Organism: Ciona intestinalis (vase tunicate)
Lineage: Eukaryota; Metazoa; Chordata; Ascidiacea; Phlebobranchia; Cionidae
Source: RefSeq, a predicted model, not a curated record